Messenger RNA from Strongyloides ratti, 750 nucleotides. Its product is annotated as Ras-related protein Rab-18. Gene Ontology annotation, molecular function: GTP binding; GTPase activity. Lineage: Eukaryota; Metazoa; Nematoda; Chromadorea; Rhabditida; Strongyloididae. The transcript is spliced from 3 exons. The record is from RefSeq and is a predicted model, not a curated record. Bases 1 to 750 code for a protein of 249 amino acids.
AUGACGACUAACACACCUCGUAAAGAUAGUCCAACUAAUAAAACGGCUUUUAAAUUUUGGAAUUCAAAACAAGGAAAGCCUGAAAUUCAGUUAAAUAGAUCUAAAAUUUGUAUUCUUGGUGAUUCAGGAGUUGGAAAGUCAAGUUUAAUAUUAAGAUAUAAUGGACAAGGAUUUACUACUAAAGUAACAAAUAAUUUAGGUGUACCCUUUAUAAAAUCAUAUAUAAAUAUUUUAAAUGAAAAGUGUGAAUUGUUAAUUUUAGAUCCUUUGAUUUGUAAGAAUCGUGAAGAAGCCAUAAUAAAUUAUAUUAAUUUUAUCACAAAUAUCAUUUUUGUUUUUGAUCUAACAAAUAGAGAAUCUUUUAAAAAUCUCAAUAAAUGGUAUCAUUUAGUUGAAAAAAGAGUUACAACAACACCAAGGCUUUUUGUUAUUGCAACUAAAAAUGAUGAUAUUCUUAAUAGGUGUGUUACGGAAGGAGAAGGUUUAGAAUGGGCAAAAAAUCAUGAAGCAGAAUAUUUUGAAGUUUCUUCUUAUACAGGAUCAGGAGUUAUAAAAUCAAUUAAUUCUAUUGCUCAUACUAUUUUUACUAAUGAAAUUGAAAGUUUAAAAUCUGCUUCUCUUUCUACCAGUCUUAAAUCACAAAAUUCUGAUGAAGUUGGUAGUUCAUAUGAGCCUUUGAAUAAAAAAAUAUCAAUCAAAAAAAGGGAAACAAAGAAAAAAAGAUCACUGUUAUGUUGUACAAUAAGCUGA